GAUUCCUAUCGCGUGAUGGGCGGGUUCGAGCAGCGUCCCUGGACACCGACGAAACGGCGGGGACCGAUUGCGGCGGAACACCGUGGCCCCGGGCCACAAUACCUUCUACCACAACUUCUCGGUACGAAAGUGGUAGACUCCAAACGGCAAGCCGCUCCCGCCUACAGCUUCGGUCAGCGACACAAACCUCGCACGGAAUCAUUCAGUCCGGGUCCGCUCUAUAACAUCACCGGGUUAGGAUGCAAGGGCAAGGAUGCCCCGCCGGCCUACUGUUUGCAAAGUCGACCGAAGGAGAUACCCAAAUACCUGACACCAGCACCGGGCGAGUACAAUAUCGAGAAGUCGGACAAAAUGCUGGUCAAGUCGGCUCCAAAAUACACGUUCGGUGUGAAAAAACCGCCGAAUCCGACCAGCCAAACACCAGCUCCCGGGGACUAUAAGCCGGAACGUGUAGUGUUAGAUAGUACACCGAAGUAUUCGUUCGGCAUCAAAACCGAAAGCAAAUUGCGAAACGACACACCAGCCCCCGGUACCUAUUCGCCGGAAAAAGUGCUAAAGGACAAAUCACCCAAAUAUAGCUUUGGGCUUAAAGUAAUACCCGAGAAGAUCGAAGAAACGCCAGCCCCCGGAGCAUACCAACCAGAGAAGGCGUUAGCGUUGGAUAAAAAACCAGCGUACAGCUUUGGCCUGAAGACGAUCGUUGAAAAACCGAACAACACACCGGCACCAGGCGCGUACGAGCCGGAGAAAGUGAAGCUGAACACAACUCCGGCGUACAGCUUUGGCAUACGAUCGGCGAUCGACAAGCCCAACUCGAAUCCUGCACCGGGCGCUUAUGAGCCAGAAAAAGCAAAGAAGCUGAACGAUCAUUCACCUGCAUUUGCAUUCGGCAUGCGCAUCAAUCACGACAAGCCUAGCUGUACCCCGGGACCAUCAGCUUAUCAGGUCGAGAAGGUUAAUCUCGAUCACCAGCCAGCGUACAGUUUCGGGUUGCGGACGCAUGUUGCCAAGCCGAAUAUCACGCCCGCACCCGGUGCGUAUUCCCCGGAGAAGGCCAAUCUCGAUAACACUCCGAAGUACAGCUUUGGAAUUCGAUCGACAAUCGACAAACCGGACAAUAUACCCGCUCCAGGAGCGUACUCUCCCGAGAAGGCCAAAGUAGAUAAUAGUCCUGCGUACAGUUUCGGUGUGCGCACGAAGGCGGAGAAACCAAGUGCCAAUCCCGGUCCGGGGGCGUACAAUGCGGACAAGGUUGUUGAUGGAAAAUCGCCGGCGUACUCGUUCGGAUUGCGCCCGAGCGUGGGAAAACCGCAAGAUGUUCCCGGUCCUGGAGCUUAUAACGCUGAUUGUGUGGAUCACGCCACACCGGCGUAUUCGUUCGGUGUGAAGACGAACGUACAUAAACCAAGCGUCGUGCCUGGUCCUGGCGCAUACGAUGCUGACAAAACGAUCGAUAAAUCGUCACCAUCGUACUCUUUUGGUGUUAAAACGAACACCGACAAACCAAGCACAAUUCCCGGUCCAGGUGCAUAUGAUGCAGAUAAAGCGAACGACAAAUCCUCCCCGGCAUACUCUUUCGGAGUGAAGCCCAACAUGGAGAAACCUAGUGCCAUUCCUGGACCGGGUGCGUACGAUGCGGAUAAGCUCGCGGAUAAAUCAUCUCCAGCGUAUUCCUUCGGAGCCAGAACGAACGUAGACAAGCCUAACGCCGUUCCCGGACCUGGAGCUUACGAUGCCGAUAAAGCGAACGACAAGUUUUCUCCGGCAUACUCAUUCGGAAUGAAGAUCAAUUUGGAAAAACCAAACGCCAUCCCUGGUCCUGGUGCUUACGAUGCAGAUAAAGUGAUCGACAAGUCUACACCAGCUUAUUCUUUUGGUGUGAAAACUAACCUUGAGAAACCGAAUGCAAUGCCUGGUCCUGGUGCAUAUGAUGCGGACAAGGUUGUUGAUAAAUCUGCGCCAUCCUAUUCAUUCGGUGUGAAACCAAAUCUUGAGAAGCCAAACGUUGUGCCAGGACCGGGAGCAUAUGAUUCUGACAAAUCAGCCGACAAAUCUACGCCAUCUUACUCUUUCGGUGUUAAACCAAAUCUUGAGAAGCCGAAUGCUAUUCCUGGCCCGGGAGCGUACGAUUCUGAUAAGGUAAUCGAUAAGUCUUCCCCAGCAUACUCCUUCGGAGUGAAGACAAACGUGGAGAAGCCGAGCGCAAUUCCCGGCCCGGGAGCAUACGAUGCUGACAAAAUGAACGAUAAGUUUUCUCCAGCGUACUCCUUUGGUGUUAAGACUAACGUAGAGAAGCCUAGUGUUAUCCCCGGACCAGGAGCAUACGAUUCGGAUAAAGUGAUUGAUAAGUCUUCCCCGGCGUACUCCUUUGGAGUAAAGACGAACGUGGAAAAGCCUAGCAUGAUUCCAGGUCCAGGAGCAUACGAUGCCGAUAAAGUAAUCGAUUCGUUUUCUCCGGCGUACUCCUUUGGAGUAAAAACAAACGUAGAGAAGCCUAGCGUAAUUCCAGGUCCUGGUGCAUACGAUGCAGAUAAAGUGAUCGAUCAUUCCUCGCCAGCGUACUCCUUCGGGGUAAAGACAAACGUGGAGAAGCCUAGUGUGGUACCAGGCCCAGGAGCAUAUGAUGCGGACAAAGUGACCGAUAAAUCCUCUCCAGCGUACUCAUUUGGCGUCAAAACGCAUGUAGAAAAACCCAGCGUUAUCCCUGGACCGGGAGCAUACGAUACCGAUAAGAACCAAGAAUCGAUUACUCCAGCGUAUUCGUUCGGAGUGAAGCAUGUGACGUCAAAAGUGAUCCCAACACCGGCUCCGGGCGCGUACUCCCCUGAGAAAUACACAUUCCACAAUCCAGCCUACACUUUCGGUGUGCGGCCGAACAUUGAUAAGGUUGAUGUUGUACCGGCACCAGGUGCCUAUAAUCCGGAAGCGGUUAAAUUGGAUAACAGCCCGGCGUACUCGUUCGGAGUGAGACCAGUCAUUGACAAGGUUGAUUCAACUCCUGCACCAGGAACGUAUUCGGUAGAGAAAGUAAAGCUCGAUCACUCGCCAGCAUAUCCUUUCGGUAUCAAGGUGAAUCGAGAGAAGCCUAAUGAUGUGCCAGCUCCCGGCGCCUAUAAUCCCGACAAAGUGAAGUUGGAUCACGCACCUGCGUACAGUUUUGGAAUCAAACAUAAAGGAGAAACGUUGCGAGAUACUCCGGCACCAUCGGCGUAUCAACCAGAGAAAUGCAAAAACGAUUGCUCACCGGCGUACAGCUUCGGCGUGAAGGUAAAUCACGAAACGAACACUCACGAAAGCCCAGUAGUCGUGACCAAUGGUGAUUCGACUGCCGUGGCUUCUACGAAAACGAUGGUGAUCAGCAAUGGCCACGCGGCAGUGGCUAAUCACAGCACCACGAACAACAGUUCUACCAGUUCUAGUACCAGUGCAGUACAGCAUGUCCGUGAAGGAGACGGUACGGUUACGAUGAAAACCGUCACGACGACGAGGACGACCGGUGGCAUGAAAGUGGUCCGUGAACGAAAGACCACUACCGAGGAGCAUUCGUCCGCGUCGGUCGCAACCAUCGGCGAAGGUCUUGUACCGAACUGUAUUGCCGGUGUGAAGCAGCUUGCGAAUGUACAGCACCAGCGCAUGGUUUGCACUGGCCACUUCCGAGCCUAGAAGAGACCGCACAUGGCUUCGAA
Anopheles nili is the source of this 3686-nucleotide messenger RNA. RefSeq lists its product as uncharacterized. The coding region runs from base 16 to 3663 and encodes 1215 amino acids. The record is from RefSeq and is a predicted model, not a curated record. Lineage: Eukaryota; Metazoa; Arthropoda; Insecta; Diptera; Culicidae. Gene Ontology annotation, cellular component: cytoskeleton. The transcript is spliced from 10 exons.